Calliphora vicina (urban bluebottle blowfly) is the source of this 2525-nucleotide messenger RNA. RefSeq names its product cleavage stimulation factor subunit su(f) (gene su(f)). Gene Ontology annotation, biological process: mRNA 3'-end processing. NCBI's taxonomy places the organism in Eukaryota, Metazoa, Arthropoda, Insecta, Diptera, Calliphoridae. The record is from RefSeq and is a predicted model, not a curated record. Gene Ontology annotation, molecular function: protein binding; mRNA binding. Gene Ontology annotation, cellular component: nucleus. The transcript has 10 exons. The coding region runs from base 109 to 2301 and encodes 730 amino acids.
GUAACAUUUAAAAUAUAUAAAAAACACAAUAUAUUAAGCCUAAAUAAAAAAUCCCAGGAUUUUUAUAAAAAAAACGUUGAUUAAAAGUUAAAACAUUUUGAAGCCAACAUGUCUGUUAGGGAUCAAAUAAAAAUUGAUAUAGAAUGGGGCCACGAACGUUUGGUGCGUGCCCAACAAGUGGUGGAAAUGCGUCCCUAUGACAUAGACUCUUGGUCCACAUUGUUGCGUGAGGCUCAGACACGACCCGUCAACGAGGUGCGCACUUUAUAUGAAUCUUUGGUUAAUGUAUUUCCCACCACGGCGCGUUAUUGGAAGAUUUAUAUAGAGCAGGAAAUGAAGGGGCGUAAUUUUGAAAGAGUGGAAAAGCUGUUUCAACGUUCGUUGGUGAAAAUUUUAAAUAUUGAUUUGUGGAAAUUGUAUUUGACCUAUGUUAAGGAAACCAAGGCGGGUUUGAGUACACACAAGGAAAAACUGGCCCAGGCUUAUGACUUUGCUUUGGAGAAGAUAGGCAUGGAUUUGCAUUCCUUUUCUAUAUGGCAGGAUUAUAUAUCCUUUUUGCGCAGUGUGGAGGCAGUGGGCAGUUAUGCAGAAAAUCAAAAGAUAACCGCUGUAAGAAGAGUGUACCAAAAGGCGGUCAUUACACCUAUUGUAGGCAUAGAAAUACUAUGGAAAGAUUAUAUAGCAUUUGAGCAUAAUAUCAAUCCCAUAAUAUCGGAAAAAAUGAGCUUGGAAAGAUCAAAAGACUACAUGAAUGCCAGAAGAGUGGCCAAGGAAUUGGAGAAUAUAACCAAGGGUCUCAAUCGCAAUUUACCCGCCAUACCACCCACUUUAGCCAAAGAGGAAGUUAAACAGGUGGAACUGUGGAAAAAAUUCAUUGCUUUUGAAAAAUCCAAUCCCUUAAGAACCGAGGACACGGCUUUAAUAACCCGUCGUGUUAUGUUUGCCACUGAACAGUGUUUACUAGUGCUGACCCAUCAUCCGGCUGUUUGGCAUCAAGCAGCACAAUUUUUAGAUCAAAGCUCUAAAGCUUUGGCUGACAAAGGAGACACUCAAGCUGCCAAAAUCUUUGGCGAUGAAUGUGCCAACAUUUUGGAACGCUCCAUUAAUGGUGUUCUCAACAAGAAUUCUUUGCUGUAUUUUGCUUUCGCCGAUUUCGAGGAGGGACGCAUGAAAUAUGAUAAAGUACAUGCCAUGUACAAUAAGUUUUUAUCCAUACCGGAUAUAGAUCCUACACUGGCCUAUGUCCAAUACAUGAAAUUUGCCCGCCGUGCCGAGGGCAUCAAAUCAGCCCGAGCCAUUUUCAAGAAAGCCCGCGAAGACAUACGUUCUCGUUAUCAUGUCUUUGUGGCAGCCGCCCUCAUGGAAUACUACUGUUCCAAGGAUAAAGAUAUAGCAUUUCGUAUAUUCGAAUUGGGUCUAAAACGUUUUGGAGGCAGUCCGGAAUAUGUCAUGUGUUACAUUGACUAUUUGUCUCAUCUCAAUGAGGACAACAAUACCCGAGUAUUAUUUGAACGAGUAUUAUCAUCGGGUGGUUUAACUCCUCAACUUAGUGUAAAUGUAUGGAAUAGAUUUUUGGAAUUUGUAUCGAAUAUAGGAGAUUUGUCUAGUAUUGUGAAAGUGGAGAGGAGAAGAAGUGCGGUAUUGGAAAAUCUUAAAGAAUAUGAGGGCAAAGAGACCGCCCAGCUGGUAGAUCGUUAUAAGUUUUUGGAUUUGUAUCCUUGUACCACAGUGGAAUUAAGAUCUAUAGGUUAUACAGAGAAUGUGGGCAUAACCACCAAUAAACUUCCUAAUGGUUCGGGGGCCCCAGGAGCCCCUGCUGUUAAGGAGGAACCAGAGACAGAGCCCGCAGCCCAACUGCCUAAGCCGGAUUUUGGCCAAUAUAUACCCUUUAAACCCAAAGCGAAUGCUUAUCCUGGAGCCCAUCCCUUGGCGGGUGGCACAUUUCCUCAACCUCCAGCUUUGGCAGCCUUGUGUGCCGCUUUGCCACCACCUGUAUGCUUUAGAGGACCCUUUGUUUCCAUUGAAAUGUUGUUUGAUAUAUUUAAUCGCAUUAAACUGACAGAUGCUGCCCCUCUACCCUCCGGCGAUCCUGGUUGCGAUAUAAAAAUCUUUGAUUUGGCCAAAUCUGUGCACUGGAUUGUGGACGAAAGCUCUUUGGCGGGCGAUACUUCGGGAGGCUCAGGCGUUAAACGUCGACGCUUACUGCCGGGUGGCGAUGAUAGUGAUGAAGAAGCUCCCGCCCCUGCCCCACCAGCAAAUGAUAUCUAUCGUUUAAGGCAACAGAAACGUUUUUCCAAAUGAUUUUAAUUCUUUAAAUCACAUUAAUGUAACGUAGGUUUUUGUUUAUGCUUUUGGUACAUAUAUAUAUAUAAAAUAUUCCUUUUUUGAUUUUUAAAAAUAUAAAUUAAGAAUAUUUUUUAACAAAAAUUUUACCUUUUUAAAUAUUACAAUACAAAAUUUGGUAAAACUAAUAAGUAUUUUUAAACGGAAAAAUAAAAUACAUUUAAAUUAUAACACAAACAAAA